Nycticebus coucang (slow loris) is the source of this 4322-nucleotide messenger RNA. RefSeq names its product ankyrin repeat domain 27 (gene ANKRD27). The transcript is spliced from 29 exons. Gene Ontology annotation, molecular function: guanyl-nucleotide exchange factor activity; SNARE binding. Gene Ontology annotation, biological process: neuron projection morphogenesis; early endosome to late endosome transport. Gene Ontology annotation, cellular component: transport vesicle; late endosome; tubular endosome. Lineage: Eukaryota; Metazoa; Chordata; Mammalia; Primates; Lorisidae. The record is from RefSeq and is a predicted model, not a curated record. The coding region runs from base 156 to 3323 and encodes 1055 amino acids.
GUAAGGGGUGGGCUGUAGAGCCUCGCCUCCGCGCUGGGGUGGUGGGCCCUAAGGGCCCAGCCGAACACCAGGAGGUACCGCCUCGCCUCGCGAUGGGCUGUGAAUGAAACUAUGUAGCCUUUUAUGAAGCUCUCUCGGACCCGUCUGAAGUCCAUAUGGCUCUAUAUGAUGAAGAUCUCCUAAAGAACCCUUUCUACCUGGCUCUUCAGAAGUGGCGCCCUGACCUGUACAGCAAGGUGGCCCAAAUCCACGGCAUUGUCCUGGUACCCUGCAAAGGAAGCCUUUCCAGCAGCGUCCAGUCUUCUUGUCAGUUUGAGUCCUACAUUUUGAUCCCAGUGGAAGAGCAUUUCCAGACCUUAAAUGGAAAGGACGUCUUUAUUCAAGGAAACAGGAUUAAAUUAGGAGCUGGUUUUUCCUGUCUUCUCUCAGUGCCCAUUCUGUUUGAAGAAACUUUCUACAAUGAAAAAGAAGAAAGUUUCAGUAUCCUGUGUAUAGCCCACCCUUUGGAAAAGAGAGAGUGUUCAGAAGAGCCUGCAGCACCCUCAGAUCCCUUUUCCCUGAAAACCAUUGAAGAUGUGAGAGAAUUUUUGGGAAGGCACUCGGAGAGAUUCAACAGGAACAUCGCCUCUUUCCACCGAACAUUCCGGGAGUGUGAAAGGAAGAGCCUCCGUCACCACAUAGACUCUGUGAAUGCUCUCUACACCAAAUGCCUCCAGCAGCUUCUGAGGGACUCUCACUUGAGAAUUCUCGCCAAGCAGGAGGCCCAGAUGAGCCUGAUGAAGCAGGCAGUGGAGAUGUACGUGCACCAUGAAAUUUAUGAUCUGAUCUUUAAAUACGUGGGCACCAUGGAGGCAAGUGAGGAUGCCGCCUUUAACAAAAUCACAAGAAGCCUGCAAGAUCUUCAGCAAAAAGACAUCGGAGUGAAGCCUGAGUUCAGCUUCAACAUCCCCCGUGCAAAGAGAGAACUGGCUCAGCUGAACAAAUGCACCUCCCCACAGCAGAAGCUGGUCUGUUUGCGAAAGGUGGUGCAGCUGAUCACACAGUCUCCGAGCCAUCGAGUUAAUGUGGAGACCAUGUGUGCUGACGACCUGCUGUCCGUCCUGCUGUAUCUGCUUGUGAAGACAGAGGUCCCUAACUGGAUGGCAAAUUUGAGUUAUAUCAAAAACUUUAGAUUCAGCAGCUCAGCAAAAGAUGAAUUGGGAUACUGCCUAACCUCCAUUGAAGCAGCGAUUGAAUACAUUCGGCAAGGAAACCUCUGUGUGAAACCGCCUGAAUCGGAGGGAUUUGGCGACAGGCUGUUUCUUAAGCAGAGAAUGAGCUUACUGUAUCAGAUGACUUCAACUCCUAUCGAUUGCCUGUUUGAGCACAUCGCCUCGGGUAACCAGAAAGAAGUGGAAAGACUCCUGAGCCAGGAAGAGCAUGACAAAGACACCGUCCAAAAGAUGUGUCACCCUCUGUGCUUUUGCGAUGACUGUGAGAAGCUCAUCUCUGGGAGGCUGAAUGAUCCCUCAGUUGUCACUCCGUUCUCCAGAGAUGACAGAGGCCAUACACCUCUCCACGUGGCCGCUCUCUGUGGGCAGGCAUCUCUCAUCGACCUCCUGGUUUCCAAGGGUGCGGUGGUGAACGCCACAGACUAUCAUGGGUCCACUCCGCUUCAUCUGGCCUGUCAGAAGGGCUAUCAGAGUGUGACGCUGCUGCUGCUCCACUACAAGGCCAGUGCUGACGUGCAGGACAACAACGGCAACACCCCGGUCCACCUGGCCUGCACUUACGGACACGAGGAUUGUGUGAAGGCUCUGGUCUACUACGACACGCAGUCAUGCCGGCUGGACAUCGGCAACGAGAAAGGAGACACCCCCCUGCACAUCGCUGCACGCUGGGGCUACCAGGGCAUCAUAGAGACGUUGCUACAAAACGGAGCCUCCACGGAGACGCAGAACAGGCUGAAAGAGACGCCACUCGCGUGCGCCUUGAACUCCAAGAUCCUGUCUGUCAUGGAAGCCCGUCAUCCGUCCCCGGAAAGGAGGCCGAAGUCUUCAGAGGUCCCGGCGACGUCUCCUCAGCACUCUGUGGAUUCCAUCAGCCAGGGCUCCUCCAUCUCCAGCUUCUCCUCCAUGUCGGCGAGCUCCAGGCCAGAGGACAGCAAGAAAGAUUAUAGAGAGGUAGAAAAACUUCUAAGAGCGGUUGCUGAUGGAGAUCUAGAAAUGGUGCGUUACCUUCUGGAGUGGACAGAGGAGGACCUGGAUGACGCCGAGGCUCCUGCCAGCGCAGCAGACCUGGAAUUCUGUCACCCCUUGUGCCAGUGCCCCAAGUGCGCUCCGGCUCAAAAGAAGCUGGCAAAGAUUCCUGCCAACGGGCUUGGCGUGAACGUGACCAACCAGGAUGGCUCCUCCCCACUACACGUGGCCGCCCUGCAUGGCCGGGCAGACCUCAUCCCAUUGCUAUUGGAGCACGGUGCUGACACAGACGCCAGGAACGCAAGCCACGCCGUCCCACUGCACCUGGCCUGCCAGCAGGGCCACUUCCAGGUGGUCAAGUAUCUAUUAGAUUCUAACGCAAAACCCAAUAAGAAGGAUGUGAGUGGAAACACCCCCCUUGUUUAUGCCUGUUCCGGCGGCCACCACGAAGUCGCAGCUCUGUUGCUCCAGCACGGGGCCUCCAUCAACGCUUUUAACAACAAGGGCAACACGGCGCUGCAUGAGGCUGUGCUGGGAAGGCACGUCUUCGUGGUGGAGCUGCUUCUGCUUCACGGAGCCUCGGUUCACUUGCUGAACAAGAGGCAGCGCACAGCCAUUGACUGCGCCGAGCAGAAUUCGAAAAUAAUGGAAUUACUUCAGGUUGUACCAAGCUGUGUUGCCACGUUAGAUGAUGUUGCCGAAACAGACCACAAGGAUUAUGUUACUGUCAAGAUCAGGAAAAAAUGGAACUCAAAAAUAUAUGAUCUACCAGAUGAACCUUUUACAAGACAAUUUUACUUUGUCAGCUCGGUUGGUCAGUUUAAUUUCAGGGGAAAGACUUCGAGGGAGAUUAUGGCAAGAGAUAGAAGUGUCCCUAAUCUUACAGAAGGUUCUCUGCAUGAGCCAGGGAGGCAGAGUGUCACCCUGGAACAGAAUAACCCGGCCGACCAGAGCAGGGCUCACACUGCAGACAGAGGAAACAGAGACUGGCCCCAGAGGCCUGGCAUGAAACAAACCGCUCCCGGGAAUAGGCGGAUGGUCCGCAGACACACGGUGGAUGACGCGGUGGGACCCACGGGCCAGGAGGCUGCUGGCAACAGAACCACUCCCCAAGAGGCCAGUACUCCCCAGUCUUCACAGAAAUAAGGAGUUGUGGAAUUUUCUGCCAAGAAGUACGUGCAAGGAGAGUGUGCUUUCAAAUACCUGGCUGGAGAAGCAGCUUCAGCAGGACGUUCUGAGAGCGUUUCUGUGGCUGAGGCAAAGAAUGUGACAAAAAACUCACCAUUUCUCUUCUCUUCAAAGCUAAUGAACACACUUGAAAAGGAAUGGCCGCAAUUCCUGUAAUGUCUAGAUCCUGACGCCCACGGUACUGUUUCUAACAAAGUGUUAGGGUUCCCUGUUGUAGGGCGAGGUUUGACCAGCAGAUCUGACCUCCUCCUACUGAAAGGUGCUGAACUCGAGUCCGGUUGUAAGUUAGGUCCCACGGUACCGUGGAGGUCAGGAGGAACUAUCAGUUCUGAAUGAAGAAAGCCGCCAGGCAAUGCUUCUUUGCAAAGUAACACUUGAACCAAAAGUUGCCUAAAUGCCAUUUUGAUGUUCAUUUUAGUAAAAGGACAUAUUAGACCUGUUCUACACCACGCACGUGGGAAAAGUUAUGUGAUUUUCCUUCUAACAAAUUGAGUCCAGAUAUUUGGUUACUACCUACGAACCUGUAGCAGCGUUUGUAGAAACACCCGCUCUGUUAGGAGCCUCCCUUCAACAUCACACCUGACAGAUGGUGACUAGACUAGCAUGGACUUGGCACAUCUCUUCUUAGUCUUUCGAUUCAGAUUCAAAACUUACAGCACAAACCAGGUCAGUUACUUUAAAGUUGGAAUUUAUUGCCAUUUUUUCCUUUUUAUAAAUUUCUAUAGAUACUAUUUUUUUUGUUACUGGUCUAGCUGCGAACAUGGAUUUGUCCUGUGUGUACUUUCAGAUACCUUUGUGAUAGGGAAAUGGUUUUGUGCAUGUUCUUGGGAAUACUGUGUAUGUAUAGAAGGGAGGGAGUGAUUAUUUUUCUACAAAGUAAUUUAUGAUUUCUAAUGUUCUAAUGUGCCUUGGAUUUGUGCCAAAUGAUGGGAAAGAAACAGUAAACUUUGAUUCCUG